Molecule: messenger RNA, 817 nt
Organism: Cannabis sativa
Lineage: Eukaryota; Viridiplantae; Streptophyta; Magnoliopsida; Rosales; Cannabaceae
Exons: 4
Coding region: 173-580 (135 amino acids)
Biological process (GO): late endosome to vacuole transport via multivesicular body sorting pathway; protein targeting to vacuole
Source: RefSeq, a predicted model, not a curated record
AUUGUCAUGAAUUAUUUGCGUAUAUAAGUGAUCCACAACCACAAGUAAUUAGAAUAUUUGAAAAGGAAGAACCUUGUCUGAGAAAUCACGCCAGCUCUAUCUAUCAAUUCAGUACUACUUUACCUAUUCUCAAAUUAAGAAGAAGAUUUUCUCCCAAACCAAGUGCCCAUAGAUGGAUCUGGUAGAGCUCUGGGCAAUUUUUGGUCCAGGUGUGUCUGGGGCCAUCUUCGGCGCCGGUUGGUGGUUUUGGAUCGACGCCGUUGUUUGCAGCUCCGUCAAGGUUUCAUUCCUCCACUAUCUUCCUGGCAUUUUUGCAUCUUUGGCUGCUUUGAUGUUCAAUUGUGUUAGGAAAGAAGACAUUGAUUACUCUCCCUACGAAGAAGGCGAGUGGAGGUUGAAGCUUUGGCUGUUCUUUGCAUAUGUUGUGUCCUUUGUUUCUCUCGCGGCUUCAGUGGGUCUUCUGAUACAAGAUUCACUAGUGAAAACUGGCCCUUCAGUAUGGACAGGAACAGCUGGUGUCUUGCAGUGUGUGUUUGUCCUUGUCAGUGGGCUGAUGUAUUGGACUGUUCACUCGGAGUAACAGGGGAAUUCAAAUUGCUAUCAACUGGUUCUUUUUGAAUACUCAACACUACCAUAAGUGAGAAAUCGGUUGUUAAUUUGCUUUGUCUCACUUUCACUUAUUAUUUGUACAAACGAUUCUAUAAAAGGCAGUUCGCCAUGUAAAUGUUGUAUUUACAAUAUUGUUGUUAUCCUAACUGAAAAUGAUGUUAUUGUGGUCAUUUCAACAAGUCUAUCCCACCAAAACAUUUCUUUUUAA